AUGGCCAGCUCUCCGCCCGAAUCGCCUGCGGGCAUUCCGUCAAGGCCGGCGAGCGCCAUGAUGCGACCUCCGCGAACGACCAGUCGUAUGAGUAUGACCAGCAAAGCUGGAGGAGGAAGCCGAGCUUCAGACGAGGAUGGGAAAACGUCCGUCAAAGUUGUUGUGCGUAUACGACCGCCGCUCAAGCCUUCAGAUCCUGGGUUCGAGCUCAUCCCACAGAGAUUCCAGCGAUCUAUGGUCCAGGUUACAUCGCCUACGGGCUUAGCUAUAGACUCACCGCAAGGACGGAAACAUUUCGUGUUCGAUCGGGUGUUUGGUGAGGAGACAGAUCAAGAAGGCAUCUGGGAAUAUUUGGUGGAGAGCACGAAUGCGUUUGUACAAGGUUACAAUGUCUCAAUGUUGGCGUACGGUCAAUCCGGCUCGGGAAAGUCCUACACAAUGGGAACGGCUGGGCCCGGCGAGCAGGCAAAUAUGGACGUUAUGGGCGUCAUUCCUCGUGCCGCCAGUGUACUAUUCGAAAAAUUGGAGGGAGGACGAGCUUCAAGUAAUCGGAACUCUGGAAUCCGAACCCCAAUGCGGUAUUCGAUGAACGCCGCCUCAAUGUCUAAGCAAUCUGAGAAGAACUGGACUCUCAAAGCUACAUAUGUAGAAAUUUAUAAUGAACAGUUACGAGAUCUGCUUCUUCCAGAAAAUACGCCUCUAGGGGAGAGGGGUCAAGUUGCUAUUCGACAACAUGCCAACGGCCAUAUACUCUUGACUGGGUUGCACGAGGUGGAAGUCAAUUCGGUGGAGGAUCUCAUGAAUGCCCUGAGCAUUGGAUCUUCAAUUCGUCAGACCGACGCAACAGCCAUCAAUGCGAAAUCCUCGCGUUCCCAUGCUGUGUUCAGCUUAAAUCUCGUCCAGCGAAAAAGCAAGUUACAAACGUUACAAGGCGCGGAGAAAAGAUUCUCUGUACCUCUGGAGGCCAUGACUGGCGCAGACACAAUGGUCACAAUCGAUAGCAAGCUUCACUUUGUUGAUCUGGCAGGGAGCGAGAGGCUGAAAAACACUGGUGCACAAGGAGAUAGGGCAAAAGAGGGGAUUUCAAUUAACGCCGGAUUAGCUAGUCUCGGGAAGGUUAUCUCUCAACUUUCAUCCCGCCAGGCUGGAUCUCACGUCUCAUAUCGCGAUUCGAAGCUCACUCGAUUGCUCCAGGACUCUUUGGGAGGAAAUGCUAUUACGUACAUGAUCGCGUGUGUUACGCCAGCAGAAUUCCACCUGAGUGAGACCUUGAACACGGUGCAGUACGCACAACGUGCUAGGGCAAUCCAAAGCAGACCACGAAUCCAGCAGGUGUCGGACAAUGACGGUGACAAACAGGCCCUCAUCGAUCGCCUUAAGGCAGAGGUUGAUUUCUUGCGCGAGCAAAUCCGAAGCACCGAGCGUUCAAGUGAUCGCCGGCCCACUGCAGCCGAGCGGCCUGAGCGACAAAACGAACGGGAAAUGGAGCUGCAAAAUCAACUUCUCGAUACGCAAGAAAACUAUACAACGUUGAGUCAACGUCAUGCGAAGCUAAUCUCUGAGAUGGCCAAGGCCCGUGACGGCGAAAUUGCAGACAAUCAGAACUUUGAGGACACUCUUGGUGAUAGUGCAACUGAACGACUCAAACGAUCCAAUUCUUUUGCUGAAGCCGUUGAGCAAGUCGUCCUGGAGUACGAGAAAACGAUUCAAACUUUGGAGCAGUCUCUUUCUAGCACACGAUCGUCCCUCUCAAAUACUGAGACAAUUUUGCUUGAAAAGGAAACGAAGUGUGCUUAUGUGGAGACAGUCAAUUCUCAAUUGCAAGCACGCCUCCAGAAAUUAAUUGACAGGGAAACAAGCACGGAGAAUUACCUUCAUGACUUGGAGGCCAAACUAGAUGGUCACACUUCUGGCGAGGAAAAGAAUUCUGCAAUCAUUAUGGAACUUCGAAAGGAAAUUGCUCGUGUCCGUGAGAAUGAAGCCAGUUGUGAAGAUUAUAUUUCCACCCUUGAGGAGCGACUCGCUGAGGCCGACCAAGAUGCGGAAUUGAUGCAACGGGAAAUUGAUAGGCUAGAGCAUGUCGUGGAGCGCCAGCGAAGCCUGGGCAAGUUGGACAAUCUACUCUAUGAACUCGAUCAUAUCCAGCAAGAUGGAAAAGUCGAUGAAGUCGAAACAGCAACGACCAACGGAGCCGGUAGACGUUCUUCAAUCGAUCAUUCCCGGCAACAGAGCUUCGCAAGCAGACGAAGCAAUAAAGACAUGAUUCUUGAAGAAGAAGAGGCAGAGAAUACUCAGCGUUCCGCCACGGAAGGUCCUGUUGAUAACGGCGAACCCAUUGACAUUGAAGUCGAUGUACGAGAAUUGGCGGAUAAGUCUUCCGAGAUGAACUAUCCUCCACAAAGCCCUGCUCAGUCUAAAUUCGUCGAGGACAAGUUGGAAAACGUGACCCAGGAGCUUUUCGAUCUCAAGGUAGAGCACGAGAGCACCGUGGACGAUUUCAACUUACUCCAAGCAAAAUACGCCGAGGCUCUGCACACCCUUGCCGAACUGCAGGACGCAGUGGACGAGGCUCGUCAUCCAGUCACCAACCGUGACUCUGUCUUAUCUUUAUCAUCACCAAAUAUGAAGAUGAGGCCUGCAUCUUUUUUAGCAGACGCGAGGGUGGAAGAGCUAAGGGAUGGAGGACACUUUUCAUCCUCGCGAUCACUAUCAUCGGAAUUGUCCUCGGUUGGGGAAUUGCCCAGUACAUUGGAGACAUCUAAGACGGAUACGUCCAAAAUUGCUGAAAUGAAAGCAUCUGGAGAGGAUUCCUCCAAAGACGCCGCAAUUGCUGCCGAACUCGAUACAUUACGUGCACUUGCGGCCGAUACCGAGGCAGCUCAGUCAAAGCUUGCUGAGAAAUAUGCGCAGUUGGAGGAAGAGCAUCUAGUAGCCCUUGACCUUGUGGAGGAGCUGAAAACCGACCUUUCCAAAGCCAAGGCGAAUGAAAUCAGCUCCCCACGAGCGAGCACUCCAGUGAUCCGUCGGAAAUCAAGCCAGAAUGUUAUGAUAAUCGAUAAAGCACAUCGCGCGUUCGCUUCGCUUCGUAAUAUUGCCACAGAAAACUUUGAUGCAAGCCCCGAUAUUAUGGCCAAUUUCGAGCUCAAUCUCAAUACUGCCAUGCACGAGCUGCAUUCUCGCUCAGAGCGUGUGCAAGAGUUGGAGGCUGACAUCACUGCGGUGAGGAAGGAGAUGGAGACCAAGAUGACCAUCAUCUCCGGUCUUACUCGUGAGCGAUCGAGCAUGAAGUCUUCUCCUAUGGAUAUGUCGGUUGUCUCGAGCAUGCGUGAUCAAUUGCUCCAAAUCCAAAAUGAGAUGCGUGUCGUCCAAGAAAAACAUGCCUCACGAGAGAAAGAAUUGCAAGCGGAGGUGGACAGUCUUCGCACAACUCUCGAUCAACAUAGCACAGAUGCUGAUAAGGGGAAAGUACUUGCUGCACAACAGCAGUCUAGUAAGGACAUUCAGGACAAAAAGAUUGUCAAUCUAGAAGCCGAGCUUUCUGGCUGGGAAACAAGGCACCAGAGUGCUUUGGCAUCGAUGGGCGGGUCUGAGAAGCAGCUACUUACCACAAUCACUCAGCUGGAACAGCAGCUCUCGGCCGUUAAAAAUGACCAUAAACAACAUCAGCAGCAAAUGGCAGGCGAUCAAGAAGGUCUCGUGGUUAAUAUGCAAAACGAGAUUGAGGAGCACAAGGCGUCUAUUGCAGCCCACAGUGCCCGCGUAGCAGAACUCGAGCAUGCUCAUACGGAACUUCGGGCGCAGCUUCAAGAAGCAACUAGCUCGAGGGAAAUUGCACUGCUGGAGAAGGAAAAGCAUGCCUCUCUUCUGGCUCGACUAGAACAACAAAUCAGUGAGCACGAGCAGGUUGUCAAGACGCAUCAAGAUGGACUUGCAGUCCUGCAUGCAAACCACACCAAAGAGAUCGAUACACUGAGAGCAACUAUCGAGGAGGAUCACCAAAGUCGUUCUGCUGAUCUUUCAGCCCAGCACCAACAAGCUUUAUCAACAAUGCAAACUGAGCUUGCUGAGGCUCGAGAUGAUCUGACAAAGAUUGCCACUCAAAUCGCUUUUGCACUUGGUCUUGAUGUCAGCACGGGCAAGCUCGAAGAGAGAAUUGCGGACUUGCUAUCUGACCAAAAGGUGUUAGCUGAUGAGCAACAAAGAUGUGCUGAGUUGGAAUCUCAUGUGACUGCGCUCACCGGAGCUAACGAUACCGUCGUGAAGGAGCUUCAGACCGUCAAAAGUGAACUUGCGGGCUUGCUCGCCCAAUCUGAAGAGGGCACAAAACUUCGUGCCGAUCAUGCUUCUGUUUCUGAUCAGCUUAUGGCUUUGAAGAAAGAGAUGACUAUGUUGACACACAAGAACAGGAAGAACUCGCGCCUUGUUGAAGAGCUCGAGGAGCAACUAGCGUCCAACUUUGACCAACAUCAAAUGGCGAACAACCGCUUGUCAACGUUACAGACUGAGCGGAACGCUCAAAUUGAGGAGGCAAAUGCAAGCGCGGCUCGUGCCCAGUCAGAGCUCGAAGCGAUCAAGGAGGAGUAUGCCUCACUUCAGGCCAAAAUGGUUGAAAGUUCUCAAGAAUCUUACACCGGCCCCCAACGAACUAAUUCUAAUUCUGGCAAUACUCAUCUUCGUAAAUCCGCAUCUGUUGCAUCACUACCAUCACCCCCACCCGCAAUUCCGCUGCCUCCUCUGCCUGGAAGCAUCGCGGGCGCUGUUUCCCCCAGUGGAAAUGCAGCUUCCGUCCCGAUUCCUCAAACGCCGACACAAGGCAAUCGUCCAAGCAGCAAAGACCUAGCCAUUGCUCAAAUCCAGGAAGAUCAAGAAGCACGUAUUCGCACGAUCGAGAAACAUCUCUUUGCAGAGAAGCAGCUUACCACCACUCUCGAGGAGGCUCUUACAGACUUGGAGCGACAAAGUAACAAGGUCAAGGCUGACUGUGAUGCUUGGCGACGACGUGCGAAUGAGCUCGAGGCGGAGCUCCGAGAUGCCAAUGACAAAAUCAAGAAUGGUGAUAACGAAAAAGAGAACCGAUGGAGUAUGCUUCAAGUUGAGGAAGAACGCAAAAAGAGACGUGAUGCAGAGAUCGCCCGGGCCCAUCUAGAGGAACGGAUGAACGCGAUCAGCAAAAAGAAGAAGAAGGGUAGCCUAAAUUGCUUCUAG
Molecule: messenger RNA, 5205 nt
Organism: Glarea lozoyensis ATCC 20868
Lineage: Eukaryota; Fungi; Ascomycota; Leotiomycetes; Helotiales; Helotiaceae
Product: P-loop containing nucleoside triphosphate hydrolase
Exons: 4
Coding region: 1-5205 (1734 amino acids)
Biological process (GO): microtubule-based movement; mitotic spindle organization
Molecular function (GO): ATP binding; microtubule motor activity; microtubule binding
Source: RefSeq, a predicted model, not a curated record